AAACAGCCUGAUUUCAGAAUUCUAUACAUUUGAAUUACUUGAGCAAAAAGAUGUAGUUUAUUCUUUUUCCAUGGGUGUACAGGAAUGCAGAAGGAUGUCAGAGCUGGAAAAAGCCUUCCGCAAAUUUGCUGUGUAUGGAGACACAGCUGCCACAGGCAAUGACAUGACAGGCAAGAACUUCUCCAAGAUGUUGAAAGAGUGUGGUGUAAUGGAUGGCAAAGCAGUGACCAGCACUGAUGUGGACAUUGUCUUCAAUAAAGUCAAGACCAAGACUGCUCGCAACAUCACAUAUCCAGAAUUCCAAGAAGCAAUAAAAGAGCUAAGUACUAAACGUUUCAAAGGAAAGUCUGCAGAGGAGGCUUUACAGGCCACUCACCAGUUGAUGGAGGGCAAGGAACCAGGCAAUGUAGGAGUGACGAAAGCUGUUGCAGCUGGUGCAGUAGACAGACUGACAGACACCAGCAAAUACACGGGUUCUCACAAGGAACGCUUUGAUGAAAGUGGCAAAGGAAAAGGGAUAGCUGGACGUGCGGAGAUGACUGACAACAGCGGCUAUGUUGGGGCUUAUAAGGGAGCUGGAACUUACGAUAAGUCCCACUAAAUGAGGAAUGGGACCUCCUGGAAACCCUGCCUGACCUCCUUGGCCUUGGAAUGAGAUGCCAAUAAACACCUGCUCUUCAUUAUUGUGUUUAGUGUUUGUGAGACUAUAGGUGAUUGGUAUCUAAAUGAGGAAAGGGUUAAAAUUAUUCCCUUGUUUUGGAAAAUUCUUCAUUAUCUACCAUUACUCUACAAGACAUAGAAAAAAACCCUCACAUUUCCUUUCAUUGCCAUAAUCAAAGACACAAACGUUUUUUUCGUACUGGCUUUGUAUGUGCUUUUCUUACAGAUUCAUCUAGAUCUCUACCAAAAAGCUUAUUGAUAAAAGAAUUAA
Molecule: messenger RNA, 931 nt
Organism: Pseudonaja textilis
Lineage: Eukaryota; Metazoa; Chordata; Lepidosauria; Squamata; Elapidae
Source: RefSeq, a predicted model, not a curated record